Messenger RNA from Pteronotus mesoamericanus, 2502 nucleotides. RefSeq names its product thioredoxin related transmembrane protein 1 (gene TMX1). The coding region runs from base 78 to 914 and encodes 278 amino acids. Gene Ontology annotation, molecular function: disulfide oxidoreductase activity. The transcript is spliced from 8 exons. NCBI's taxonomy places the organism in Eukaryota, Metazoa, Chordata, Mammalia, Chiroptera, Mormoopidae. The record is from RefSeq and is a predicted model, not a curated record. Gene Ontology annotation, cellular component: endomembrane system.
CGAGGGCGGAAGUGAGGGGCUGGUCCUCGGAGGUGGGGGGGCCCCCGCGCUUGCUGUGGGGUGGGCGAGCGGCCGAUAUGGCGACCCCCGGGAGUCUUGUAGUUCCCGUGGAAGUGCUGUUGCUAUUGCUCUGGGGGGCUCCCUGGACCCACGGACGGCGGAGCGACGUGCGCGUCGUCACGGACGAGAACUGGAGAGAGUUGCUGGAAGGAGAGUGGAUGAUAGAAUUUUAUGCACCAUGGUGUCCUGCUUGUCAGAAUCUUCAGCCAGAGUGGGAAAGUUUUGCCGAAUGGGGAGAAGAUCUUGAGGUUAAUGUUGCAAAAGUAGAUGUUACAGAGCAGCCAGGACUGAGUGGACGAUUUAUCAUAACUGCUCUUCCCACUAUUUAUCAUUGUAAAGAUGGUGAAUUUAGGCGCUAUCAGGGCCCAAGGACUAAGAAGGACUUCAUAAAUUUUGUAAGCGACAGAGAGUGGAAGAGUAUUGAACCUGUUUCAUCAUGGUUUGGUCCAGGUUCUAUUCUGAUGAGUAGUAUGUCAGCACUCUUCCAGCUGUCUAUGUGGAUCAGGACUUGCCAUAACUAUUUUAUUGAGGACCUUGGAUUACCAGUAUGGGGAUCAUACACAGUUUUUGCUUUAGCAACUCUGCUUUCAGGACUGUUACUGGGACUCUGUAUGAUAUUUGUGGCAGAUUGUCUCUGUCCUUCAAAAAGGCGCAGACCACAGCCCUACCCUUCCAAAAAAUUAUUACCGGAAUCUUCUCAACCUUUGAAAAAAGUGGAGGAGGAACAUGAAGCUGAUGAAGAAGAUAUUUCAGAAGAGGAUGCUGAACGUAAAGAAGGAACAAAUAAAGACUUUCCACAGAAUGCCAUAAGACAACGUUCUGUGGGUCCCUCAUUGGCCACAGAUAAAUCCUAGUUUAUUUUUAUAAAUAUCUUAAUAUAAUUUGGAGAAAAACAGAAGAUUAAUCAUUUCUUUUGGUUUGAAGUGAUCCGUGACUUGUACCUUGCGGGAGUCAGUCUGUUGUCACUAGAUUGAAAGGUUUACUUUCAGAAAAUAAAAGGAGCACUAUGUAAAAAGUUUCAAAUAGGAUAUAACAACAGUAUGGUGGUUUAAACAAUUCUUUAAAUUUUUGAAGAAUCUGGUGUGAAGCAAGAGGUUUGUGUGUUUGUUUAAUAAUGACCUUUUUCAUAAUAAAAUUUUUCUGAGUUGAAAAAUUACAUUUCCCAAGUAUUGCAUUAUUGAGGUAUUUAAGGAGAUUAGAGAAAGAUUUCUCGUUUAAUAAAAUUUUCUUCAGUUUCACUGUGUGAAAAAAAAGAACAUAUUUCCCAUAAAUGGGAACUUUGCCCAUUGUCUCAAGAAAUACUAUUUCAGUGACAAUUCUGUGGUCCUUUUAGAGAUAAUAGUUCAAAAUUUCCUCAUAUUUUUAGAUAAUGCAACUAAUAAAAACUAACCUUAUUUUAAUUACAAUUUUUUUACACAUGAUAAUACAGGAUAUGCUACUGAUUUAGGAAGUUUUUAUAAGUCCAUGGUGGUGUCUUGAUUCCUAUAAAGUUUGGUUACAUUUUUGUUUCUGCAUUCAGUAUACUUUUCGUACCAUGGGAUACAUUUUUCAUUUUCCAAAUUGGAGAAUAUCCUGGAAAUAUUUUUCAUAUUCUAAUAAAUAGUAUUUUAUUUUGUUGUAUUUUAUUUUGUUUUUGCAAAUGGAAGGUUAUUGAGGGAUCUUUAAAAUUGAAGAGCUGUCUACUGAUUUAAAAAUUUGGCCACCUGUUUCAGAUUUUAAAUUAUUGUUGAACUUUUACUUGGACUUUUUUUGUAUUUUUGAUGUGAAGGUAAACUUUCUUGAUUUUUAUGUGAUGUGGAAAAGCCUCCGCAUUUUAUGUUUUAAAAAUUGAUAGAAGCUUAAUCUGAUAUAAAAUAAAGUUAGCAUUUCACUCAGGAAAAAACAUCUUUAAUAGUGCUAGUUUUCAGUGUAUAUUUGUCCUCAUCCAGGAGGUUCUUAGUUGUGAUUUUACGAAGUGUACGAUUGAUGUUUUAAAAUCAUAAUAUUUUUAUGUCUUUGAGAAGACAGAACUUUGUAUUCAAUACUUUCUUGUGUGGUAUAUAAAGGUGGGAAUCAGCAGGAUGGGACAUUGAAAAUAUUUUUAAUCUUUUAAAGAGUUUGCACCUUACAGCAAAAGUGGGGUCGGUGUGGGGUGGCAAUAGAGAACUGUAUUGGCUACAAGCAGGUGAAAACAGUAAAUAUUCAAACUGAUCACCUGUCUAUUAUGUAAUAGAAGAUUUCUGUGAUGUCCCCUCUCAUGUUGACCACAUAGAGGUUUGAUUUAUCUGCUGCUUUGUGAGUUUGUUAGACUUAACAGUUUCAUAAUAUACAACAGUUUUCUUUAAAGGCCGCCUCUUUAGGAUAUUAAGUAUUCUACCAUUGAAGAGUAUUGAUGUGCAGUAAUUUUGUGAUGCUUUAGACAAAUAUUCUAAGCACAAAAUAAACUUUUCUAAGCCACUAAAA